Molecule: messenger RNA, 2594 nt
Organism: Aspergillus aculeatinus CBS 121060
Lineage: Eukaryota; Fungi; Ascomycota; Eurotiomycetes; Eurotiales; Aspergillaceae
Product: choline dehydrogenase
Exons: 3
Coding region: 106-2394 (762 amino acids)
Molecular function (GO): flavin adenine dinucleotide binding; long-chain-alcohol oxidase activity
Source: RefSeq, a predicted model, not a curated record
CUUUUUUCCGGUCCGUCCCCUUUGCUCUUGGUUCCGAGUUUCAAUUGCACGAUCGCCAUUUGUAGUUGUAGUGCGAUACAAAGACGACCUACAACCACGACCAGUAUGGAGGCGACUCCUGCCAAGAUGACCGGGGACACUCCCCUCGAGGUCGAUCUUCCUCCGGUACCUACGACGCAGGUUCUGACCGAUCUCCAUUGGGAGACCAUGCUGGCCCUCGCCGACACGGUAAUCCCGUCGAUCCGGGGUCGUGGCGAUGAUGCGGAGGUCUCGUCAACCAAGUACCACGCUGUCACCGAGACUCAGCUAGAAUCGGCGACUUCCAGACUCACAGCCACGAUCAGUCGAACAACCUCCCCAGCAGCCGAGGUAGCCCGGAUCUAUCUGCAGGAGAGUCCAUCGUCUCUUCCGGCCUUCCGCGAGGGCCUCCAGCGCCUGAUUGCGGACUACGUCCAUCAGGAAGGCCAGACGGGGCUGCGAUUCAUCCUCGACGUUCUGAACACCCGAGCCGGAUCGCUGCUUCUGACCGGGUCAACGACCCCCAUCCAGAACCAACCCCUGGCAGUGCGCGAGCAGGUUUUCGCCGGAUGGGCCUCGUCGCGAUUAAGCCCCAUCCGCCUCAUCUACCGGUCGCUCUCCGCCAUGUUCAAGACCACCUGGAUGGUGGCCAGCCCGACCCUGUCUACCGCCGUGGGCUUCCCCCGAGUCCCCGUGCAUGGCAAGUCCGCGCCGGGUUGCUGGGAGUACGAAUUUGUCCAGUUUCCUCCGAGCGACUAUGACGAGGAGAACGAGACGGAGCAACCGGAAGUGCUCGAGACGGACGUGGUCGUCAUCGGCAGUGGCUGCGGCGGUGCGGUGGCGGCGAAGAACCUGGCCGAAGCCGGGCACCGCGUGCUGGUGGUCGAGAAGGCGUACCACUACCCCUCGCAGUACUUCCCCAUGGACGGCCGGACCGCCCCCGUCAGCCUGUUCGAGGGCGGGGCGUCGAUUCUCACGGAUGAUGCCUCGGUGGCCAUCUUUGCUGGAUCGACCUGGGGUGGCGGGGGCACGGUCAACUGGUCGGCGGCGCUGCAAACGCAGGCCUUCGUCCGCCAGGAGUGGGCCGAUGACGGUGGCUUGCCCUUGUUCACCUCCGCCGCCUUUCAACAGUCGCUGGAUCGCGUCGCUGCUCGCAUGGGCGUCAGCGCGGCCCACAUUCGGCACAAUCGCCAGAACCGCGAUCUCCUCGAGGGAGCACGCAAACUGGGCUAUGCGGCCGAGGUGGUGCCGCAGAACACGGGCGGCGAGGAGCACUACUGUGGCUAUUGUACCAUGGGAUGCUCCGCUGCAGCCAAGAAGGGUCCCACGGAGACCUGGCUGGCGGACGCAGCCAAGGCUGGGGCGGUCUUUGUCGAAGGUUUCAAGGCAGAUAAAGUCACCUUCACCACCCGGGGCAAAGAAAGAAUCGCCACCGGAGUGGAAGGGACUUGGACCUCCCGCGAGGCGUAUCUGUCCCGGGGCCAGAAGGGGCAGGGGAUCACCCGAAAGGUGGUCAUCAGGGCUAAGAAAGUGAUCGUCUCUUGCGGUACACUGAACAGCCCUCUGCUGCUUCUCCGCAGUGGGCUACAGAAUUGGCAUAUCGGCCGGAAUCUUCACAUUCAUCCAGUUCUCUUCGGUGCGGCCGUGUUUGACGAGGAAAUCCGACCCUGGGAGGGCUCGGCCCUGACGGCAGUCGUCAAGGAAUUUGAGAAUCUCGAUGGCCGGGGCCACGGGGCAAAGAUCGAAACCACGGUCACCAUGCCGCCGCUGUUCCUGCCCAUUUUUCCGUGGCGGAGUGGCCUCGACUACAAACUGUUCUGUGCCAAAUUGAGCGCCAUGACCAGUUACAUUGCCGUCACCCGGGACCGGGAUUCCGGCCGCGUCUAUCCCGACCCCGUCGACGGUCGCAUCCGCGUGGCCUACACCCCCUCCGCAUUUGACCGGAAGAGUGCCGUGGAGGCAAUGAUCGCCAGUGCGAAGAUCGCUUAUGUCUCGGGCGCCAAAGAAUUCCACGUCUCGUACGCGGAUAUGCCCCCAUUUUGCCGAUCGGAACAGGAGAAGAACGACCCCGACGCGGAGGGAAUCAACAAUCCGGAGCUGCAGCAAUGGAUCACGCGAUUCCGCCAGCAAUCUCCCCUGGACAUUGAGAAGGCCGGGUAUGCCAGUGCCCACCAGAUGGGAACCUGUCGCAUGGCGAGUACGGCGAGUAAGGGGGUGGUGAAUCCGGAAUGCCAGGUCUGGGGUACGCAGGGGCUCUACGUCAUGGAUGCAUCGAUCUUCCCCAGUGCAAGCGGCGUGAAUCCCAUGAUCACCAACAUGGCCAUCGCGGACUGGGCCAGUCGAAAACUGUCGAAAAGAUUGAGGGACGGUUGCUAGCCUGCCGUGGUAAUCAUCUAAGCCCUACGUCGAUUCAACACAGCCUACACCACCUGCCCACAUGGUACGAUCAUGGUCUUGCAUCUGAUAUGCCUCGCGAGCGUCUGCUUUUCCACCAACUUUGGAGUUUUGAGACAGUGUCCUUUCAUCUAUCUAUUCAAAUAAAUGGUUAACGCUAGGUUUACCGCCCUCCGAGCGAU